CACUGCAUACAAUAUAAGGCUACAAAUAUAGGCUACAAGACAAACGUCGAUUUAUGACAUAUUUUUAGUCUGCGGAACUUAUCUCAGAGAAGUUGUUCAAUGUCGGACGCAAAAUAAAGACGUACCAUGGACGAUAAUGUGGAGACCACCACGAAAGUAUCUAGAAAAAGUAAAGAUGAAAAGAAAGUGCUUCGUAAACAAAUCAAAGCCAGUCAUACUUUACUAAAACAUGAAGGCAUCCACACGACAUCAAAACCGACGAAGCAUCUGGUGGUCACAAAUGGUGGCCUUGGGAAUGGGGUAAGUCGAGAGGAUCUGUCUGCAACCCUGGAAGAAAUCGGACGGGUGGAGGUCCUCGUCAUGCCUCCGCACAAACCCUAUGCCUUUGUGACGUACAGUUCAGAGGAAAAUGCGCUCAAAGCUCACAUUAACCUCAAUGGACAUAAGCUGCAAUGUGGUGAAAGCACUGUCACUCUCUAUCUGAGCUUUGUUGAAUCAGUCAAGUGUAUGGAAGAAGAAACUGUUUGUUUACCAGAAGGUUUGACAGUAGUAGAAGGCUUUGUGUCUGCUGAAGAAGAGGCUCAACUACUCGCAUCUACUGACUGGUUAUCCGACAGUGAUCGAGAUACUGCCCAGAAAGCUCUCAAGCACAGAAAAGUAAAACAUUAUGGUUAUGAGUUUCGAUAUGACAACAAUAAUGUGGAUAAAGACAAGCCUUUACCCGCUGGUCUUCCAGUGGAGUGUUUGCCUGUAUUGGAACGAUGUAUAAAGCAUGGAUACAUCAAUGUAAUGCCAGAUCAGCUCACUGUCAACCAGUACGAAUCUGGGCAAGGCAUUCCUCCUCAUGUAGACACCCAUUCGCCCUUUGAAGACACUAUUAUGUCACUAAGUCUUGGCGCACAGACAGUGAUGGAGUUCCGUCAUCCUGAUGGCCGCCUCAUUGCUGUGGUCCUGCCAGCCCGAAGCCUGUUGGUGAUGAAAGGGGAGAGCCGAUAUCUGUGGACCCACGGAAUAACUCCUCGAAAAUUUGAUAUGGUACCUACUGCUGAUUCCGACUGCCCCAUCCGCACAAUAUCUAACCUCACACAAAGCAAUCUGACUUUGAACAAGAGGGACACUCGCACUUCAUUUACCUUUCGCAAAAUCCGACAUGAGCCCUGUAAUUGUGCCUUCCCCUCUGCCUGUGACAGUCAAGGAGCACCCUCCGCUCCGAGGCCAUCACAGCCCGCCCCUCCCUCUCUGCCGGGGUGCCAGACCGAUGCAGCCCAUCUGGAGCAGCAGUAUGUGCACCAGGUGUACGAUGCCAUUGCCUCCCACUUCAGCAGCACGCGCCAUUCGCCUUGGCCCAGGGUGUGUGACUUCCUCUGCUCGCUGCCACCUGGAAGUGUGCUGGCUGACGUGGGCUGUGGUAACGGGAAAUACCUAGGAGUCAACCCACAGGUGGUGGCGAUGGGUUGUGACCGCAGCAGUGGCCUCAUUAACAUCUGCGCAGAGAGGGGUUUCCAAGUGUUUGUGUCUGAUGCCCUGAGCGUUCCUUUGAGGACAGCCUGUUGUGACGCAUGCAUCUCUAUAGCUGUUAUACAUCACUUUUCAACACAGGAACGACGGCUUGAGGCUAUAAAGGAGCUUGUCAGACUACUCAAACCGGGCGGCCAAGCACUUAUCUACGUGUGGGCCUUUGAACAAGAGUACAACAAGCAAAAAUCAAAGUACCUCAAAGACUCCAAGGAAAAACAAAAGCCCACUGUCAGUAUUUCUACAGAACAACAAACAUCUAAUGGUCAGUCAAGUGUUCAGACAAUCAAACGUUUUGAAGAAGAUAAUGAAAAUGUAUCAGCCAUGCCAUCCCCUAAAAAAGUGACUCAAGGUAAACUAAGCGUGCACACUAAUCGCACAGCCUUCACUACUCAGGACCUUUUGGUUCCUUGGCAUCUCAAAGAUGGGAAAAGGGCAGUGGAAGAAAGGAAAAAUGUAAAAGAAGAAACUCAAGGUAGCCAGACAAAAAUAUUCAGCACUGAUUCAAAUAAAACCUGCAAUCCUCCCCCUUGUCCUGAAUUACAAAACAGCUCAAAAGAUCACAUGACUGCAUCUAAUAAUUCUAAUCCUAAACAGUCAGAGAGCAGCUCAGUUCCAGUCUUUCAUCGCUAUUACCAUGUUUUCCAGAAGGGGGAGCUGGAGCAGCUGUGUGGCCAGGUGGCUGGAGUAAAAGUCCAGAGUAGUUAUCAUGACCAGGGAAACUGGUGUGUUAUUCUACAGAAGGACUUGUAGGAGACAAAGUUUAAACAAUGUGCAAUACAUUUUACACGCAUAUUUUAAUUAUCAGAUUAAAAAAAAAAAAAAAAAAUUAAAUAACUACUUAAUAUUG
This is a messenger RNA of Boleophthalmus pectinirostris (great blue-spotted mudskipper), 2365 nucleotides long. RefSeq names its product alkB homolog 8, tRNA methyltransferase (gene alkbh8). Bases 127 to 2268 code for a protein of 713 amino acids. NCBI's taxonomy places the organism in Eukaryota, Metazoa, Chordata, Actinopteri, Gobiiformes, Gobiidae. The record is from RefSeq and is a predicted model, not a curated record. The transcript is spliced from 12 exons. Gene Ontology annotation, molecular function: S-adenosylmethionine-dependent methyltransferase activity; tRNA binding; 2-oxoglutarate-dependent dioxygenase activity. Gene Ontology annotation, biological process: tRNA wobble uridine modification. Gene Ontology annotation, cellular component: cytoplasm; nucleus.